AUGAAACUCGAGAAUUGUGGAGGCGAAACAUUGGACAGUAUCAACGAGAUUGAGAAGAAAUUCUGGGCGCCCGGCAGCAAUUACAGUGCCACGUUCCUCGAGCAUGUCGCAAUGGACACCGAGGAGGGUUUGGCCAAGGAAGACACGUAUUUCACAAUGUACGUCGGGCUGGGAACCUAUGAGGAGAUGGCGACCGAAACGGAAGGAGGUACCGAAUCUCAAGGCGACAAGUUUACGUCUUUGGAGGCUACCUGGAAGUUUUACAUUCAAUGGGUCAGUAGAACUUUCAAGUUUAUUUCGACCGAAACGGAAGGAGGUCAGUUGGUCAGUGAGAGUGAGUCCGGUGAUGUUACUGUGACAGGCGCCACGCGACGCUACCCGAUGGACCCCCGACUGGCUGUGUCUCCUCACUCCGGAAGAGGGAGCGCCGGCAAGUCGGAGAGAAGUCAGUUGGGUUGGAGAGAGAGGACGCACUGCUCGUCGUCCCUUUUCUCAGCAAGGACCUGUCCCUUCUUUAG
Molecule: messenger RNA, 518 nt
Organism: Caenorhabditis sp. 36 PRJEB53466
Lineage: Eukaryota; Metazoa; Nematoda; Chromadorea; Rhabditida; Rhabditidae
Source: the annotation of a GenBank genome assembly